Messenger RNA from Rotaria sordida, 324 nucleotides. The record is from the annotation of a GenBank genome assembly. NCBI's taxonomy places the organism in Eukaryota, Metazoa, Rotifera, Eurotatoria, Philodinida, Philodinidae.
AUGUCAUCAAAUAAAAGUCUCGAAAAACAACUUCGAUCUCAUAGUAUUCAUGCAACUAUAGCACGUGAUUUAGAACGUAUGAAAAGAUUACAACGAUUAGAAAUGAAACAAGCAAAAGAUUUUCAUGUUUUUGAACGUCGACGAAAUUUACAUGCAAAAUGGAAUCAACGUGCUGAUCAUAAAAUUUUAGGUCAAAAUUCAAUAAAUAAUAAUCAUAAUCAUUCAACAAUGACUCUUGAUGAAUUUAUGCAACAUGAAAAAAUUAAACAAGAUAAAAUAAUGAAUUCGAAAAAAUUAGCUAAUGAAAGAAUUCGUCUUAAAUAA